CAUGCCAGCUGUCAAACAUGUUGUGCGUAUGAGUGUUUUUUAGAUUAAGAGAAAUAACAACGAAACAUAAACGUAUAAACUUAUCGUUUCAUUUAAAAUCAACUUUGAACUCAACAAAAACAUCGACACAAAAUUCAAUUAAUUUGUGAUCCACGUGUGACGAAAUUGUACAAAAAUGCCAAAGGUUGUGUCACGCAGUAUCGUAUGUUCGGAUGUAAAAGAUCAACAGGAGUAUAAUGAGGAGAAUCCGCUACACAUUUACUACUGUUUGUGUGGUCAAAUGACGCUGAUUUUAGAUAGUAACAUAGAGAAGUUGCCAUUGCGUAAAAAAGACGGUGCCAGAGUCAUCGAUUCCACACAUCAUGCACACAAAAUCACCUGCGAACCAGAUGAAACUAUCUAUGUACGACGCGAUGUUGGCAUUGAGAAGCAGUACCGAUUUAAGUGUAAAACAUGUCAUUUGCCCCUAUUCUAUCGGCACAGUCCAGAUAGUAAGGUGACAUUCGUUUUGAACCGUGCCGUUGUUCAAUCGAAGAAUGAGAAUCCAUUCAAGGCCAUCAAUGAUUUGGCUAAUCAGCUAUUGGCAACACAAGGACCACGCAAAGUAUUGGUGACCAAACACACGAAAAAUAUGGGCAAAUUCAGCUCCGUUACUGUUUCAACCAUCGAUGAGGAAGAAGAUGAAAUUGAGGCUAGAGAAGUGGCAGACAGUUAUGCGAACAAUGCACGCAUCAUUGAAAAGCAGCUGAAACGAAAGGGUGGCAAACUCAACGAUAAUCCAGACUCAAAUAACACAACGUUGCAGUCGAAAAAAACACGCGGAACUCUUCUAAAUCUUUAACUGCUUUAGCUUUACUUGUACAAAAAUAAAUCGCUUUUAAACUCUACUCAUACGUUCUAGUGGCCUAUAGACAAUUCUGUAUUUUUCAGUCGAAUGAAUUGAUGAAUAACAACAAAAUUAUUUC
This is a messenger RNA of Sitodiplosis mosellana (orange wheat blossom midge), 965 nucleotides long. Its product is annotated as STING ER exit protein. Lineage: Eukaryota; Metazoa; Arthropoda; Insecta; Diptera; Cecidomyiidae. The coding region runs from base 176 to 841 and encodes 221 amino acids. The record is from RefSeq and is a predicted model, not a curated record. The transcript is spliced from 4 exons.